AUGGACACCAGCGAAAUAGACGCCAAAGUCCUUGAGAGUCUCCAAGGUACUACUUUGGCAUGCUCGGCCCUCAAGCCCAUCUCGGGAGGUACUGUGAACUGGAACUAUCAUGCAACACUAGUCAAGCCGCUCGAGAACGGCUUCACAGAAGUUCUGGUGAAGCACGGGGAAAGACAUAUGAAGACCAGACCCGAGUUCAAGCUUGAGUUUCUCCGAUGUCAAAUCGAGUCUGAGUGCUACAAGAGCCUAACCCACCGUCCCUUUACUGGCGGGACGGGGGCGACGGAUUCCUUCAGCUUUACCGUCAGGACACCAGAGUUCAUCCACUUCGACGAGGAGAACCUCAACCAGUUCCUGGAGUAUCUCCCACAGGGGACCACCUUGAAGAGUUAUCUCUUCGGAGACCACCACCUCACGUCGUCAGGUCCCGAGUCAUCGGUGUCGCUAGAGCCGCAGUUUCAACAACUAGGCAAGGCCAUUGGCACGUGGCUCACGCGGUUUGUCAAGUGGGCCGCGAAGCAGGCCGAGCUGAGGCAGACGGUUGCGAAAAAUGCUGAGGCGCAGCGCAUCCGGCACUGGGUCAGCUUUCUGUGGCUGCACGAUCGUAUCAAAGAAUAUCCAGCUAUCUUGGGCGACGUCAAGGGGGUCCUGGAAGAGGUCGAGCAGGCGGUCGCCGCGGAGUUGCGGGACGAGAGGAAGCUGCAGGUUAUUCACGGAGAUCUCGCCAUCGGCAAUAUUGUGCUACCUGAUGCGCCACUGCGUCAACACGACAACAUACCCGUUUUCAUCGUCGACUGGGAGAUGGCUGAAUUGGGCGUGCCAACUACGGAUCUCGGCCAUGUAGUAGUCGACCUGUAUGCGCUGUGGAUGUAUAAAUCGAUCAAACCGGCGCUGUGGAUCAUGCAAGGGCUGGUCAAUGCGUACGGCGAAGUGACUGAAGAGUCCGCGUUUCGUACUGCUCUGUACAUUGGCUCACAUUUGAUCUGUCUCAUAACAGUCAGCGACUGGCUCCCUGCGGACCAAGUGGAAGAAGUGGUUCGCCAUGGGAGGGAUAUCGUCGUGCAUGCUUGGAAGAAAGAUCGUUCUUGGUUUGAGAAGGGCGAGUUGAGGUGCCUCUUUCACCAGAUCGCGUGA
This is a messenger RNA of Cyphellophora europaea CBS 101466, 1134 nucleotides long. RefSeq lists its product as uncharacterized. The coding region runs from base 1 to 1134 and encodes 377 amino acids. NCBI's taxonomy places the organism in Eukaryota, Fungi, Ascomycota, Eurotiomycetes, Chaetothyriales, Cyphellophoraceae. The transcript has 3 exons. The record is from RefSeq and is a predicted model, not a curated record.